Molecule: messenger RNA, 1452 nt
Organism: Xyrauchen texanus (razorback sucker)
Lineage: Eukaryota; Metazoa; Chordata; Actinopteri; Cypriniformes; Catostomidae
Product: solute carrier family 35 member E3
Exons: 5
Coding region: 187-1128 (313 amino acids)
Cellular component (GO): Golgi apparatus
Molecular function (GO): antiporter activity; nucleotide-sugar transmembrane transporter activity
Source: RefSeq, a predicted model, not a curated record
UGUGAGAGCGAGUCCUUCAGUCCUAUAAUGAAAGCCUUUCUGAACCGCUUCCACACUGUCAGUCACAAACAAACGGUGGAUUAUUUUGUCCCUCUGCUGUUGAAAUACCCAAACUGACGCUUGAAACUGUUUGUCCAUAUUUAUUUUCAUCUAGAAGAUUAAAACUGUUUCUGAAUCAAAUCCGUUAUGGCGACUCGACUCUCUGAUCUGUUUGGAAACAGCCGGAUUAUUGCCGGACUGCUGGUCAAUUUGCUGUCUUCAAUCUGCAUAGUGUUCAUCAACAAAUGGAUAUAUGUGCACUACCGAUUUCCCAACAUGACUAUGACUCUCAUUCAUUUCGUGGUGACAUGGCUGGGGCUGUUUAUGUGUCAGAAGAUGGAUAUUUUCUCUCCCAAGAGUCUCAGACCCUCUAAAAUCAUCCUGCUGGCUUUGAGUUUCUGUGGCUUUGUUGUAUUCACUAAUCUUUCUCUGCAAAAGAACACUAUAGGAACAUACCAGCUGGCCAAGUCCAUGACAACACCUGUGAUCAUAGUCAUACAGACCAUGUACUACAGAAAGACAUUCUCCACAAAAAUUAAACUCACUCUAGUGCCAAUCACUCUAGGAGUUAUACUGAACUCUUACUAUGAUGUCAAGUUCAAUCUUUUAGGCAUGGUCUUUGCCACACUAGGGGUCUUCGUCACCUCACUAUAUCAAGUGUGGGUUGGUGCCAAACAGCAUGAGCUACAGGUGAACUCUAUGCAGUUACUGUAUUAUCAGGCACCCAUGUCUUCUGCAUUUCUCUUGGUUCUGGUUCCAUUCUUCGAACCGCUCACUGGAGAUGGUGGCAUCUUCGGCCCCUGGUCGUUCCAGGCCCUGGUGUUGGUCUUUCUAUCUGGAGUUAUCGCCUUCCUAGUCAAUUUGUCCAUAUACUGGAUCAUUGGGAACACGUCACCUGUUACCUACAACAUGUUUGGACACUUCAAGUUCUGCAUCACAUUACUGGGUGGGUAUGUGCUCUUCCAGGACCCUUUAUCUUUAAACCAAGGUCUGGGCAUCCUCUGCACCCUCAUUGGCAUCCUGGCAUACACCCACUUCAAACUGGCAGAGCAAGAGGAGGGCAAAAGCAGGCUCAUUCAAAGGCCAUAGGCUAGCUGAUGUGGCAAUCAAAUGAUUAAGCCAUCGUUCAGUGCCUGAUAGUGUUCAGGAUACAUAGCGAUGGCUCCUAUGUAGGGGCAUGAAGAGACUAACCAAACACGGACAGUAUGGAAGUAGAUUUAAGCCAUAGUGGCUAAGAACUUUUAACAGCAUUUCAAUGAACCACAUUCGUGUACUUUUAACAUUUCAUUUUUAUUUCAAGUAUUCAAUCUUGGCUGAACACUUAAAUGGAGCUGAUAGUUUCUAAGCAAAGCUCUUUAUCGUCAAGCACAUUUCCUUUUUAAUUUUUUGGGAUUUGUACAACAAUAAAACUUA